Messenger RNA from Rana temporaria (common frog), 974 nucleotides. Its product is annotated as endogenous retrovirus group V member 2 Env polyprotein-like. The record is from RefSeq and is a predicted model, not a curated record. Lineage: Eukaryota; Metazoa; Chordata; Amphibia; Anura; Ranidae. Bases 181 to 927 code for a protein of 248 amino acids. The transcript is spliced from 2 exons.
CCUAAGAUAGCUAUCACCAUAUACCCUGGAAACUACACUUGGUAUGCUCACCAUGAAGGGAGGGGUAAAAACCUAGGUAACUUUUCCAAAGGUUACUGUGCUUCUUACAGUCAUGUCCCGGCCAACUUAGUACAGAAUCAAAGUCAAUCCUUGGGGGAUGUGUAUUGGGUAUGUGGAGACAUGCAAGUGAGGACCAGGUUGGAGGGGCAAUGGAAGGGAGAAUGUGCCCUUGCAAAGGCCAUCAUGCCUCUGCACAUCCUAACGGAAGGUACUCACAACACACAGGGUAAGAGGACAAAAAGGGAAGCCCUUCCGGGAAGUUUUGACCCUCAUGUGUAUUUAGAUGCCAUUGGAGUUCCAAGGGGGGUCCCUGAUGAAUUCAAGGCCCGAGACCAGGUAAAAGCAGGUUUAGAGGCCCUAAUCCCCAUAAUAACUGUUAGCAAAAAUGUAGAUUGGAUAAAUUAUAUAUAUUACAAUCAGCAAAGGUUUGUCAAUUACACGAGAGAUGCAUUCCAGGGAAUAGCCGAACAGUUGGAGGCCGACUCUCAAAUGACUUUCCAGAACCGGAUGGCUCUGGAUAUGAUAUUUGCAGAGAAAGGAGGGGUUUGUACUAUGAUAGACAAAAUGACCAGCACCACUUGCUGUACCUAUAUUCCAGACAACACCGGUCCGAAUGGCCAAGUCACUGUAGCUCUUAAAAAGUUGAAGAGUCUGUCAGUUGAACUAAAGAAAAAUUCAGGCAUCACAGAUCCAUGGGACCAAUACUUCAGUUGGAUGAACGGGUGUCAGAGAAUUUUAACCCAAAUAGGAGUAACCAUAUUAAUUUUCCUAUUUCUCCUCGCUCUGGUAAUUUGUUGCAUACUCCCUUGUCUAAAGAAAUGUAUAGAGACACAUUCCACUACAGACAUUCCCAGUCUCACAUCAUGAAUAGGCAGGACGACAGGGACAGAUAGGGUAGGAACCUCGAGGCCACG